AGCGGCAGUCCCUCACUCGGAUGUAACGUUAAGGUGCGCUUCACCCUCAAAGGUGAAAACUCCUGAAGUCGGUACGAUGGAUUAUGUCUGACCAACAGGCAGUCAUUUAUGACAAAAAUAAAACAUGUUGAAGCACCGGUGCAUUGUUGGAGAAAAGGCCGAUUAAAGUGAAAGUGUUACUACUUACGGUUUCUAAUGACUUUCACCUUUUCUCAUACUCUCCUCGUUCUCAUCAAGGUCUCGUUUUUUCUGUUUCAAAUGCCACUUUUCUCAUCCUGUCUUCCCUCGCUAUGGCUCUUAAGUUGGGGGUCCUAAUCUUUCUUUCUAUGAACUAAUCAAUCUGUCACACCGCUGACUAUAUCUUUAUUCUCUUCAGCUAUCCUCUCUUUUCCUGUUCUCCGUCUCCUUCUCCUCUCCUCUCUUUCUUCUUCUCCUCUCUUGUCACCUGUCAUGUCUGUAUCCAUGAGGAACCCACCCCAGCGCCGCCGCUCAAUGGGCCCAGUCUCGCCCAAACGCAUCUAUAGAAACCUGUCCGUCAGACUGAGGGGUGGAGAGUCAUCGGUUGCCGGGGAAAUGGACACACCCAAACACAUCAGCAAGUCUGCAGAUGCUUACAAGACCCUGUGGGAGGCCGUGGAAAAUGAGGACACUUUGGCUGUACAAAGCUUGCUGUCCAGAGACCACACCAACUGUGGAGGAGGAGGAAGCAUGUGGGAGAGAGGAGAGAAGAAAGAGAAGGACUGGGAGAGAGAGAGGGAGAAGGGGGUGAACAGGGUGAGUGAACAAGGCCUGGUCCCCCUGGACGUUGCUGCCCUUACCCACAAUUCCCCUCUGCUCCAUGUGUUGACAAAGGCGGGAGCCAGACAUAACCCUGUUUUGUGCCAACCAGCAGAGUGGGCACUUAAGCUGGAUGCUCUGGUGGCACUGGCGGGUAAACAGGUGGAGGAGAGGAAGAAGGAGAUAUUGAGGAAGGUAGGGGCAGGGCCUCAGGCACAGGCUGACGUCCAGAGACAUAUCCACCUCUGGAGCCUCAGGCUGCAACUGUACUGCCGGAUGAGACGGAACUUCCAAAAGACAGAGCUCCCUGGGCCUCCCAGUCACGUGUCCUUACUGGUGACCAGCACAUCCUCUCUGUUUGUGGCAAUCAAAGAGCCAGAAGGUGACACCAUGGGGCUCAUCACCCGCUACAGAGUGGAAUGGAGCACCUCAGCCAGCUUCAAACGCAUCCUUGCCUCAGCCCAAGUUACGGAGACCAAGAACCCAUCUCAUAGUAUCAAGGGACUCACAUCAGGAGUGCAUUACUUUGUAAGAGUGAGUGCCUACAAUGUGAAGGGAUGGGGCCCACCUCAGUGCUCUACUCCAGUCAGCGCUGCCCCCUCCAGUUGGAGAGAGUGCAUCGGUGUGAAGUCACAGUUCAGAAAUCAUGAGGGCCUUGUGAGGAAACUGCUGGAAGAUGCCAGAGAACCACAUUACAGAGGCUACUGCAUAGAGAGCUCAAAGCCCCAGAGUCCCAGCAAGCGUCUGUCUGUGUCUCGAGGCAUCAAACAACUGUUCCAGUCCGCCACCAAGUUUGUUCGUCUCCUACAGAGGGGCGUGUACUUGGCUACUGUGUUCUACCACAAGGAAAACAUCCUGGUGACAGCUGAAGAUCAAAUCCCACUGAUGGAGAUCCAGUGCUGCUCAACCGCCAUCACCCACGACUUUCUUUGGUUUGCAAAGUUGUCCUGUGCAUGGCAACAAGUGCCCUGGCUCCAGCAGGCCCUUUCCUCUGCUCAUUCAUCUCCCUCCUCCCUCCUUCAGAACAGGCACAACAUUUUAAGAGCUGUUUCCCAGCUUCAAUCUUCCCUGGGAACAGUGGACCUGGGCCAGGUGUACUACGAACCUCUGAAAGACCGGCAGGGCAACGUCUUACUAGUGACUCUGAAGGAGUUCCCAAACCCUCCCAGCCCUCCUGACCCUCCGCUCCACUGGAUGCCCCUGGCCCGCCUGGAAAAGAACCGCAGCAGAACUCCUCUGCUGCCUGAGCCCACUGCUAUGGACAUGCUCUAUGAGCAGCUCAAGGAGAAACUAUCCUUCCACAGGCACAGCAUUCAGUGGACCCAGCCGGGUCUAUACGUAGGCAUCCUGAAACUGUGCAGCUCAGUAGAUCAGAUCAGGGUCCUGGUACCUCAGAGGCUGCCCAAUGUACUCUGCCACACACGGAUCCGACACAAUGCCCAUGUGUCCAGAGAGGAGUGGGCAUGGCUUCAGAGUCAUGUUUACACCACAGCCAAUGGCAGUGUUCAAAACCUGUUGAGCGGCGUGGACGAGAACUUGAUGGAGAGCAGCGGGCUGGUGGACUUCGUCAGGUCUCUGAGAGCAGCAGUCACACAUCUCCUGACAAAGCUCAACAUCCCCCUCUACAGGGCGUAUCAGUAUGGUGUGUACACCCGGGAGCUGCUGCAGUUUGGAGACAAGCUGUCCAUGCUGCUGCUGCUGCCUCCCAGUGAGGACUUCAGCUCCAGCUACUGGCCUCUGGUGGGGACCAAGGAGCCUGGGCUCACCAUGCCCCUGCAGAUCUUUGAGCUGGUUCACUUCUGGACGUAUGAACGGGACUUCCUGUCCCAGUACUGCCAGGCCUGGGUGAGGCUGGAGCUGGACACUCAUCUGGCGCAGCAGGCUCUGCGGGAGGCGCUGGACACCAGGGAGGUGCGGGAAGCCCAAGAGCGACUGAACCACAUCACUGAGCUUUCCCAUCAUCUGAAUGUGGUGUGGAGGGGUGCCCGCUGGAUUAUGGACUGUCUACAGUGCGUUCGGUCCAAGCAGUGGGUGGGGGCGGUGCCUCUAGGCCUGGUGAUGGGAGGAGACCCGCCGGCACGUCCUGAUGGUGAGGAAGAGGAGGACAGUUUGACUGCCAGACUGUCAUGGCCCCAUCGGAUACAAGCACAGAGAGCCAUUACAGAGUGUUUAGUCAGUGUGACUGCACCAAACGUUGUCACCGCCGAGGUCUCCGCUCCAGCGGGAGUCAUGGUUGUCCCUGAAGAGGACGAACUGGUGUUAACGGAGGGCGUGGCGAAGGGAGGAUACCCUGUAGACAUCGCCGCCCAAUCAACUGUAGACUUGACAAGCAUCGGCCCGUCAGAAUUAGGAUGUGCAAGCACUUUAAUCAAAUCUGGACUAGAGCCUGCUGCUGUUGGACAGUUGGAAAUUGGGUAUACAAUUUUGGACGCACAGGAAUCCAACAGCGGGGAACAGGACUUUCCUUCCAGCAUCACCGAGGUAAUCCGGCCAAUGGAGAUGGCAGAGUUGGUGGACAUCUUGCCCACGCUGAGUCUUACUGAGGAGAAGACCCCCAGUGGCCUGUCCACACCAUCAGUGAUGGAUAUGCUAGAGAGCUUUGGACUGGGGAUUGGUGAAAACAACUCAUUCUUUGACUUCGAGAAUUCAAGCUUGAUCAAUGGAGCCGGGUGUCUGUCACAGGCCAACUGUAACAGCAGCAGCAGUGUGAGAGAGACGCACUGUGAGAAUACUGUGUUACAAGGACAAGACAUGUCUGCCUCUCAUGCCAUGGUGAAUGCCACAGGUGACGUGCCUGUUCUGAGCUGGGAUUUUCCUCCAGAGGCUACAGAGUCUCAGCAGGUUCCCAGCAAGGGAGCAUGCUUUCCAGUGAGAAACCAUGUGGAGUGGGACAGACCCUCUAACAGCUCAUCCUGAUAUCGACUCAAGUACCAGGCUGUUUCAAACUUGUAUCAAGUUAAAACCAGUCAGUAGGCUGCAGCACAGUUGAUUUACAGACAGAAAAUCCAAGUUUCUAAGUGGCUUGGAAAUGACAUUUUUCUUGAUUCCUGACUGUCGAUCAGUGUCCACCUGCACAGUAAAUAUUAACUGGUGUGGAGGAAAAUUCAAGCGACAUCUAGAUACUACUUCAUCUAACACAUCGUUACAACUGAUCUAAUGAUGGAUGUGGGAAAUGAAAAAAAAAGACACCAUAACUAGACAUGAUUUAUGUCGUUUGCACGUUUCUGUUUAGUUUGUCUUUUCUAUUGUUCAGUCUAUCAGAGCUUCGUGUGUGGAAAAACUAAGCUAUAGUAGGAGUUUUUAUGACUUGAAUAUCCAUCACUCACUACAGCACGAAGCAACACUGCUGCUUGUUGGAACUAGUAAACAAACUCAUUAAAUGCAUACGAUUCAGUAAAAUGGAAGUGUUUGCUUUGCAGUCUAUGAACAGCUGGUAUACUGCACGUGUAAUCGAAUAGUUGUGGUUCUCUUUGGUUUACCUGUGUGCACUUUUGGCAUUCCAUAACAAAACAGUAGCAAGAUUUAUAAUCCUGUUGAUUAUACAUUAACCGCCGUGGGGCCCUACCAGUUCUGCCAAUUCUGGUAGCCAAGUUCCGCUUCAGCUGAAACCUGGAUAUCUCAUAUAUCUGAGAGAAAAAACCCAACUCAGACAGAGAAGUCUAAAGACAAAAUGUGGCUGCUCGUGAUGUCAACCUACGGUUGUGAGAAGGACGUAGAGGAUGAUUUCUUCUUUAGUUCCUUCAGUUAGUUUCAGUUAUUUGCCUGCAUUUACCUACUUAGUAGCAUGCACAGUACAAAAAAAUGUUUUCUGGGUCUCAGUUUGUUAAGGAAGCCAUUCAAAGUUUGGUAGAGUGAUGCCUUAAAGGGAAUUACCACAGGAAGAAUGGAGACUAAAGUGACUGCAUAAAAGGCUGUGGAGAAAUUUUAGGUGUGUGUGACGAGUGGCAAGUGAGGUGGUUUUCCUGGUUAAAACUCUCUGCUAUAGUUUCUUUACAACAGACCUGUGACAUUAAAUGAUAGGCAAACUGAACAUACAACAAUAAAAUACAGUUGAGAUAGAAUAGAUUGGAAUAGCUUUUAGCUCAGUGCCUUUCAACACAAGUUAAUAUGGUUAUUUUUACUGGGCUGUAAAAAAAAAACAACUUUGGAUUUCAUCUUGCAUUGCCAUAGUUUUGUAUUAUUAGGGAGGUAUUAUCUUUAGUAGGAAUAAAAUAAGUACCAUUUAAACAUUGGUCAUUAUGUAUUAAAAAGUGUUACGUGAGUUCAAACUGCCCAAACUAAUGUUGUUAAAAAUCCCAUUAAAUACUGCCUGUGAGGCUUUCA
Siniperca chuatsi (mandarin fish) is the source of this 5100-nucleotide messenger RNA. Its product is annotated as ankyrin repeat and fibronectin type-III domain-containing protein 1-like. NCBI's taxonomy places the organism in Eukaryota, Metazoa, Chordata, Actinopteri, Centrarchiformes, Sinipercidae. Gene Ontology annotation, biological process: regulation of establishment of bipolar cell polarity; establishment of mitotic spindle orientation. Gene Ontology annotation, cellular component: spindle. Gene Ontology annotation, molecular function: protein binding. The transcript has 19 exons. The record is from RefSeq and is a predicted model, not a curated record. The coding region runs from base 451 to 3693 and encodes 1080 amino acids.